Penicillium alfredii is the source of this 1641-nucleotide messenger RNA. RefSeq names its product elongation of very long chain fatty acids protein. Gene Ontology annotation, molecular function: fatty acid elongase activity. NCBI's taxonomy places the organism in Eukaryota, Fungi, Ascomycota, Eurotiomycetes, Eurotiales, Aspergillaceae. Gene Ontology annotation, biological process: fatty acid elongation, monounsaturated fatty acid; fatty acid elongation, saturated fatty acid; sphingolipid biosynthetic process. The coding region runs from base 1 to 1641 and encodes 546 amino acids. Gene Ontology annotation, cellular component: endoplasmic reticulum membrane. The transcript is spliced from 2 exons. The record is from RefSeq and is a predicted model, not a curated record.
AUGUACGACAUCAACGUGCCCACCGACUUUGGCCCGGCCACCGUCCGCAUCGGCCUGCCGCCGGCCUCCCUGCUCACUUUCCCUCCCUCCGAGCUCCCGGAAACCAUUCCUGCUCCACACUCGGCCCAUCGCACAUGGAAGCAGCCGUUCAACAUCCCCGACGGCCUCUACACCAAGGUCCUGGACGUGCGCGUGCCCAUCACCAUCGCCACCGUCUACGCGCUGACCGUGGUGCUCAUCAACCGUCUGAACAAGAGCCGCGGCUAUAAACCCUAUGCGUUCAGCAACACCCGGCUCUUCAAGCUGUUUGUCGUGCUACACAAUGUCUUUUUGGCCGUGUACUCGGCUUGGACCUUUGUCGGCAUGUUCCAGGCCUUUGGCAACUCGUGGCCGGACCGCGACGACCCGCACGGUCUGGCGGGGGUGGUCGAUGCGCUGUGCAAGAUCAAUGGACCCCGUGGCUACGGUAAUGCUGCUACCUACCACCCGGCCACCGAGCAAUGGGCAAUCCCCAACCCCGCCUUCAAGCUGACGGGCGGCCUACCGGACUCGACGGAUGUCGGCCGGCUCUGGAACCAAGGCCUGGCGUACUUUGGCUGGAUUUUCUACUUGUCCAAGUUCUAUGAGGUCGUCGACACGGCUAUCAUCCUGGCCAAGGGCAAGAAGAGCUCCACGCUGCAGACCUACCACCAUGCCGGCGCGAUGAUGUGCAUGUGGGCUGGGAUUCGGUAUAUGGCGGCUCCCAUUUGGAUCUUUGCGCUGGUCAACUCGGGCAUUCACGCUCUCAUGUAUACUUACUACACCCUGACGGCGCUUCGCAUCCGGGUCCUCAAUCCAGUCAAGCGCAGCUUGACCACAAUGCAGAUCACCCAGUUUGUCUUCGGGACCAACAUGGCCGCCGCCUACCUGUUCGUCCACUACACGAUCCCGUACCCGGCAGGAAGUCCCGCCCUGCGCCACCUGUCCAAAGCCGCUCCGUCGGAAGUCGCCGAAAUCGGACUGGGGUCGUGGCUCAAGAAGCUGGCCUUCCGCGCCGCGGGAGCCGAAGGCAUCGCUGAGAAUAUUGGCAGCUUUGGGAGCUCCGCGCCCAAGGCAGGCUACACCCAGCAGAUGGGCACAUGCAUGGACACGACGGGCCAGGCAUUCGCGAUCUGGCUGAACGUAUCGUACCUGCUGCCGCUGACCUACCUCUUCGCGCGGUUCUUCGUGCGGUCGUACCUGAACCGCAAGGACCCGGGCGUGAAGCAGCCGACGCACAUGGAAGCCGCCGAGAAGGCGAGCAUGGAUGCGCUGAAGGGGCUGACGCGCGAGAUUCAAAAGGCCGCCAUAGAGGGCGAAAACAGCGAGGCUACUGAGGACGAGGCCGUCAAGGCGCAUGUUAUCAACGCCACCAAGAAGCUGGCCGAGCAGGCUGAGCAGGCCGAGCAAGCUGCUCUGGCUCAGGACUCGCCGAUCCGCACGCGCGCGGGCGCUGCCUCCAAGGCGAAGGCUGCUGCGUCGGCGGAGUCGCAGGAUGGGUUCUUGGCCGUGCCUGCGAAGAAGGGCGCCAAGAAGCAAACCAAGGCCGAGAAAGAGUCGAGCUCAAGUACGCCGGAGACGAAGGGGCAGAACCCGUUUGGUGUUCUGGAGAACAAGGCGUGA